Messenger RNA from Dioszegia hungarica, 918 nucleotides. RefSeq names its product PQ loop repeat-domain-containing protein. Bases 1 to 918 code for a protein of 305 amino acids. Gene Ontology annotation, biological process: basic amino acid transmembrane export from vacuole. Gene Ontology annotation, cellular component: fungal-type vacuole membrane. The transcript is spliced from 6 exons. Lineage: Eukaryota; Fungi; Basidiomycota; Tremellomycetes; Tremellales; Bulleribasidiaceae. The record is from RefSeq and is a predicted model, not a curated record.
AUGCUGCAGGGUACUCUCACGCCAGAUCAGAUGAGCUCCAUCUUCGGAUCCAUGUCCGUCGCGUGCUGGCUCGUCGUAUAUACCCCGCAAAUAUGGGAGAACUACCAGCUCAAAUCAGGAGAUGGGCUGAGUGUGGCGUUUGUGGUAUUGUGGUUAUUAGGGGAUUUGACGGGGUUGCUAGGAGCAGUGAUGGCUAAGCUGGUACCCACAGUGAUUGUCCUAGCUAUAUAUUACACAUUAUGUGACGUAGUCCUCCUCGCCCAGGUAUACUACUACCGCCAAAUCCGCCUUCGCGCUCGCCGGGACUCCAUCUCCCCUGCCGCCCGCGCAGCAGCCACAGAGUCCUCUCCCCUCAUCCUCCCUGCCGACCCGAACCCUCCUCCCGCCCAACCAAAACCCCUGCUCCCACCACAUCUCCUUUGGCUCGAGUACCCACUCCUCAUCGCGUUUGUCCUCCUCGCGGGCGCUGGCGCGUGGUACCUCGAGAUCCAGGCGACACCGGAUGUAUCUAUCCCCGAGAACCCUGGACCGGGGCAGGGCGGACAUGGCUCAGAUGGCGUCGAGUUUGAGUGGAAGUCGCAGUUGCUAGGAUGGAGUAGCGCGGUGUUGUACUUUGGGAGUCGGAUACCUCAGAUCAUCCACAAUUUCCGGACACGGUGUGCUGGACUAUCACUAGCUCUGUUCUUCUUCACCAUCACAGGCAACCUAACCUACUCCGCCUCCAUCCUCGCACCCUCCCUCGACCCAAAAUAUAUCCUCGCCAACGCCUCAUGGCUCGCCGGCGCACUCCUCACUGUCUUCCUCGACAUCUUCGUCAUGGCCCAAUUCGCAGUAUACGGUUGGCAAGAUAAGAAGCGGGCGCAAGAGGGCAAAGGAUUGCAGCAUGACGAAGAGGAAGACUCGGCGCUUGCGACAUAG